AUGGGUCGAUUUGCCAUGAUGCUGUACUUUCUCGUCGGUUGUUAUGGAAGUUGCAUCGGGCAGACAUACUCGGACAUGGAUAGACUCCAUCAGAACUUGACAAGUCGUUAUAACAAAAACAUUCGACCCACGGAAAGCCUUAAAGAACCAACUCUUGUCGAAAUGGGAUUCUCCUUGAUACAUAUCAAGGAAUUCGAGGAAAAACCCAGCAGACUUGGUAUAAUUGGAAUGCUUAUGUUUGAGUGGCGGGAUUGUAACAUGGUGUGGGAUCACAGGAAGUAUGGAGGAAUUAAAACAUUUCUUAUUCCGCAGAAUGACGUGUGGAAACCGGAACUGUUUCUUGGUAAUGCCUUCAGUAGUAUCCAGCCACUCGGGUUCGACAGGUUAAAUAUUCGUGUGAGAUCGGACGGGAUGAUGUCAUGGAUCCCCGCCAAUGUUUACGAGACACCGUGCAAAGCAGACAUAACAUAUUACCCGUUUGACGAGCACACAUGCUCGCUAUAUUUCGUUCCAUGGAUGUACCUACCCAAAACAGAGCUGGUAUUGUACAAUAAAACGGCCAAACCUGACACGUAUAUGUAUUCCAAAAGCGGACAAUGGGAACUGAUAGACACAGGAAUUAGAGUAAACACCGGGGUCAGUAUCCAAGAGUUUAUAGUCACUAUAAAGUUUAGACGUCGUCCGCUGUUUAACAUAGUGAACAUCCUUAUACCGGCUAGUGUUAUAGGACUCCUUAUUACACUAGUGUUUCUACUUCCGGCAGAAUCCGGAGAGCGAGUCGGAUUUUCAAUCACAGUGUUGCUCGCUUUGACCGUAUUUCUCACUAUAGUGUCGGAAAGUUUACCGAACACAAGCGAUCCGAACAUUCCACGGAUUUCCUAUCUCCUGGCCGGAGACUUAGUCAUAAGUACGUUGGCUACUUUAUGUACCGUACUCGGGUUACGGCUGCACCACAAACCGGAAGCCAACAAGGUCCCCAUGUGGCUUCAGUAUUUCACAUGCGCAAUAUGUUGGUCCUGCAAAGUUUCUAGAAGAAAUAUUUCAAACUUGGAUCGUUCUCAAACUAAUUCCAGCGGAUUAAGUGAUAUUUAUCACAGGGGAAACUUCAAGGUUAAGGAAGACUACACUAGAAACGAUAAAGAACUUGACGAUUUAAAACAGAAAUCACCGAGAAGUACAACACGAGAGGACAUCUUGAUGACGAAUCAAACCGAGGUCAGUAGAUAUCAGAAAGACGCUGCACAUGAUGACGUCAUCAGAACUGAUACCGUUACAUGGAAACACAUCGCGUCGUUUUUUGAUGCUUUCUGCUUUGUGUUUUUUCUCCUCCUAGUGGUUAUUAAAAAUGUUUUCGCUCUUGCAGCAUAUAACGGAUACUAAUUAUUUGAUUCGGUAUUUUGGGAUUACCUAUAAUGUUCAUUUUGAUGUAUGGUUUGAAAUUGUGCUAUUUGAAACUUAAUUCAGAAUAGAAGUCGA
Molecule: messenger RNA, 1476 nt
Organism: Mizuhopecten yessoensis (Yesso scallop)
Lineage: Eukaryota; Metazoa; Mollusca; Bivalvia; Pectinida; Pectinidae
Product: neuronal acetylcholine receptor subunit alpha-6-like
Exons: 1
Coding region: 1-1380 (459 amino acids)
Biological process (GO): nervous system process; monoatomic ion transmembrane transport; chemical synaptic transmission
Cellular component (GO): neuron projection; synapse; membrane
Molecular function (GO): neurotransmitter receptor activity; transmembrane signaling receptor activity; extracellular ligand-gated monoatomic ion channel activity
Source: RefSeq, a predicted model, not a curated record